AUGAAAAGAACAUCAAAACUCUCGAGCGAAGAAUUAGAAGAGAGAAGGAAAAAAAGAAAGCUUUAUAUGAAAAGUUAUAGAGCCAAACAGUCGGAGAAAGCCAGAGAAGCUCGUUUGCAGCAACUGCGUCAACAUGCAGCUGAAAUUCGAGCCACAGAGCCAGAACACGUUAGAGAAGCUCGUUUGCAGCAAGUGCGUCAGCAUACAGCUGAAAUUCGAGCCACAGAGCCAGAACACGUUAGAGAAGCUCGUUUGCAGCAAGUGCGUCAGCAUACAGCUGAAAUUCGAGCCACAGAGUCAGAACACGUUAGAGAAGCUCGUUUGCAGCAAGUGCGUCAGCAUACAGCUGAAAUUCGAGCCACAGAGCCAGAACACGUUAGAGAAACUCGUUUGCAGCAAGUGCGUCAGCAUAGAGCUGAAAUUCGAGCCACAGAGCCAGAACAAAUAAAAGUGCUUUUUAUGAUAUUUUCAAAGUGA
Arctia plantaginis is the source of this 477-nucleotide messenger RNA. The record is from the annotation of a GenBank genome assembly. NCBI's taxonomy places the organism in Eukaryota, Metazoa, Arthropoda, Insecta, Lepidoptera, Erebidae.